Colletotrichum orchidophilum is the source of this 267-nucleotide messenger RNA. RefSeq lists its product as uncharacterized. The transcript has a single exon. Lineage: Eukaryota; Fungi; Ascomycota; Sordariomycetes; Glomerellales; Glomerellaceae. The record is from RefSeq and is a predicted model, not a curated record. Bases 1 to 267 code for a protein of 88 amino acids.
AUGCACAGCACAGUCCCGACAUCAGACAGACGAUUAACGAUGCAGCAACUACUACACCAGGUCUGCUACCCCGGGCCUGGAACUAUCUGUUGGAGCCUCAUUCUGUGUGCAUCAAACCUCGGACGGCUGGUUCGUCCUCUCUUUCUCCUAAUUCUCCUUACCGUUCCAUCCCGCCUUGGCCGCCGCCGGUCUCGUUGUCCCCGUCAGCAUCGCCUCAAUAACGAUGUCUCUAGCCCAAGUUGCGUGUCUUGGCGGGGCAAGAGAUAA